Messenger RNA from Pantherophis guttatus, 6140 nucleotides. It is a transcript of the gene PLEKHG2, whose product is annotated as pleckstrin homology and RhoGEF domain containing G2. The record is from RefSeq and is a predicted model, not a curated record. Lineage: Eukaryota; Metazoa; Chordata; Lepidosauria; Squamata; Colubridae. Gene Ontology annotation, biological process: regulation of actin filament polymerization. Gene Ontology annotation, molecular function: small GTPase binding; guanyl-nucleotide exchange factor activity.
CCCAGCCUUCCAGCUGGAAUCUGUUGCUCGCCUUGUCUGGGCUGCAGCCGCCGUGCAGAUCCUCUGGACCCCCCUCCCUUCCCCCCUUGACCCCACCCCAAAAUCUCCCCCGGCUCCCCAUUCUCCCCUCUCCCACCCGCGGACCCUGGGAAGAAAGGGGGCCAGCAGCUCCGCAAGAUGUGAGCCCGGGAGAGGCGGAGGCAGGCAGGCAGGCGAGGGGGGGGGCUGCCUUGGCCCCUUCCCCACCCGGGCUGGGAAAGGCGGAGAGGAGCGGAGCGGCGAUGGAGGGAAGCAGCGCAGCCCGCCUCGGGGGUCGGUGUCGCGAUUGCUAGGGGACCCCCCCCCCGGGCGUUGCGAAGCCUCCGGGGAUGGGUCGGAGCGAGAAGCCGGGAGGCGAAUUCUUCUGACUCCCGCCCCCUCCCCAUCCCUUCCCAAGCCCGCUCCGGACGGAGAAGAGCCCGGGGACCCCAGCCUCACCAUGCCCGAAGGUGCCCGCCGGGGCAGCACCAAGGAAAGAGGCAACCCAGCAGCCCCCAGGCCCUCCUCUACCUCCUCGCUGGCUGGAAUCGGGACCAAGAUGGCGUCGGACCCCAUUCUGGGCAGCUGCACCUCGGUGAACACCGUCUGCUCGGACAGCGACCGCCCUGUCAGCCUCAGCUCUUCGGCCUCCUCCGCCUCUUUGCAGGACGGCUCCAGUGCCUUUGGCAGCAGCAUCGGGCUGGGGGGCUGCCCUCCUCCUUACUCCCAGCAAAACGGCAGCGACAUCAGCCUGGAUCUGACUCCCGUGACGCUGCUGGAUCGGCUGGCGGACACCGCGGGAGACGGGCAGCAGUGCUGCGGCUGGGCGCCGGGUCCCGGCCGGGCCAAAGAACGCCGGAUCAAGCCGUCCCAUCUGGACCGGGUGGUGCUGGAGAUUGUGGAAACCGAGCAGGCUUACGUCCGGGAUCUCAGGAGCAUCGUGGAGGAUUACCUGGGCUGCAUUAUCGACUGCGGACAGGUGUCCCUGAAACCGGAACAAGUCGGUGCUUUGUUUUGCAACAUCGAGGACAUUUACGAGUUCAACAGUGAGCUGCUAGAGGAUCUGGAGAGGAACACCAGUGCCCACGCAAUCGCGGACUGCUUUGUGCAAAGGAGCGAAGAAUUUGAUAUCUACACUUUGUACUGCAUGAACUACCCCAACUCUGUCUCGGUGCUCCGGCAGUGCAUGGAGGAUGAAUCCCUGGCGAAAUUCUUCCGGGAGAGGCAGGCCACUCUCUCGCACUCGCUGCCACUGGAGACGUACCUUCUCAAGCCGGUCCAGCGAAUUCUGAAGUACCAUCUGCUGCUGCAGGAACUAGCCAAACAUUAUGACAAGAGCAGUCCUGGCUACGACUCGGUGGAAGAGGCCAGCAUCACCAUGACGGCGGUGGCUUGGUACAUCAAUGACAUGAAGCGGAAACAGGAACAUGCCAGUCGGCUGCAGGAGAUCCAGGGUUUGCUGGCUGGCUGGACUGGUCCGGAGCUGGGGGCCUUUGGGGAGCUGAUCCUGGAGGGUCAGUUCCGGGUGCCACGAGCCCGCAAGGAGAGGGUCUUCUUCCUUCUCAGCAAAGUCCUGCUGAUCGCCAAGCGGCGCGGGGAGACCCUCGUCUACAAGAGCCACAUCUUUUGUUGCAACCUGGCGCUCCAGGAGAACACCAAGGACCCUCUGAGCUUCAAACUCUCGGACCUCUCUAUUCCCAAACAGCAACACACCGUCCAGGUGAGGAAUCAGGAAGAGAAGCGACUUUGGAUUCAUUACCUGAAGCGCUUGAUUGUGGAAAACCACCCGGCCUCCAUUCCCCAGAAGGCCAAGCAAGUCCUCCUGGAGAACAGCUUCCAGGGCUCCCCAGACGUGGUCUUCAGCCCCGAGACCCCCAAGAAGCCCCUGCCUUCUCCUCCGCUGGACGAGUCCAGGGCCGGCAUUCGUGGCCGGCGGCAAUCAGAGCCUCCGGAGUCCAUGUACAGCCCUGAGAGAAUCCGGCGGAGCUGCCCCAUUUUACAGCUGGAGAAAAGCGGCUCUUAUCGCCGGGGCCGCAGGCAGUCAGAGCCAGCCAAGGAAUCUCAGAUUAUAUUUCAUCCAGCAAACGGGGCCAGGUUAAAGCAUGCGGACAGCGAGGGAGACCUCUUCCCCACCAGCGAGCCCCUCCUCUCCUCCAGCAGCUCCUGCACGCUGGCCUCAGCCAAACCAGAGGAGGAAGCCGAACCCUCGGACCUGGAAGCGGAGGAGGCCGAAUUCUCCCUGGCACAAGACCCGCUUACCACCAACCUCUCCAUCACCGAGGAGAUCCUGGAGCUACUUAGCCAACGGGGCCUGGACAAGGACACUGGAAAGGAGGGGAGGUUUUGGAGAGAAAGUAGCUCCGAAGCCCCCAGCUCGGCUCUGCAGGAUCCGCUCUCGACCAAGGAUGGCGUAGAAGAACAGGAGGACAAAAUGGAAGAGCAGCAGGAGGAGGAGAAUGGGGUCUUCCAGGAGGAGGCCCCCUCUCUCCCUCCCCAAGGGAGCUCCCUCCAAGAACAGUUGCUCCCCGCACUCCCCCACCCCUUCGGCAGCGACUCUUCUGAAGAAGAGGACCUCCACCGACCGCAGGAAUCCUCCGGUCCCUCUCCUCUGCAUGUCCUGGAAGAUCUCCCCUUGGAGGAGACCAGCAGCUCAGCCUCCAUAGGGCAGGAGGCUGCCCAGGGGGAAAGCCAGACCCCCAACUCUUCGACCAGGCCUCACUCCUGCCCCAUAAGCUCCACGGGCGGCUUCGGCAGUGAGGAGCAAAACACGGAGGUAGACCCCAACCUGACCAGGGACGACUGGGUUCUGCUGGAGAAGAUCCAGAGCUACUGCCAAAGCGUGGAAGGGGGCAAGAAGGGGCCGGAGGUCGCCAAGGAAGAGGGGGUCCCCCCAGUUCCCGCCGGGGUGGUGCGAGAAUCCGUCCUGCGGUUCAACAGCAUCUCCAAGCAGCAGGAGGCUCUGGGAGAAGAGGGAGGAGCCCAGCUUAGAAGGCUCCGCCCACAAUCCGGCCACCUAAGCCGGACCCGGAGUCAAUCCUGCAGCAGCCAACAUCUGUCCGUCCCCAAAACCACCACCGGACGGAGUCGGGCGCUCACAACAAUCGAGCGGAACCAUUCGGAUGCGGGUUGCUUCCCUGCGCAGCCUGAGAGUCCCGAGGGGCAGGGGGCAGAGAAGGGGGACCCCUCUGAUGCUCCCCCAGAAGCUUUGGGGAGAGAAAGAAAGCAGCGGGAGCCGAGCAACGGAUCGGAGGAGAGUCCCGAAGAGCCCGGGUUCCGAUCCUGUGCAGAAAUCCGGCGGGCUUGGCAGGAGAAGGAGCGGAGCGCUAAGGACACCCCCAAGAAGGGGGCUCAGGGGGUCAAGCGGAGAGUCUUCUGCUCCCCCGAUCGGCCUGUGUACGCAGAGCCCCUCUGCAUCGUGGAGGAUUCGGACUUGGAGGACCCUCUCCGGGCUCCCAGCAAGGAACCGGACGUCCCCCUGGGGCAGCCGAGGGACGGGUGGGCGAAGGAGGGGCUCCCUGCCUCGGCGGACUUCCUGCCAGCCCUGGGCCUCUAUCAGAGCGACGGGGAGCCCUGCCUUCUGGAGAACUCCGAGCGGAUAAUCAGCAAGGUCCAAGCCCUGGCCAGGAUGUACAGCGACAAGAUCAGCCGGCUGAAGUCCCAGAAGUGGACCUUGGAGAGGCCCGGCGUGCGGCCCCGGGGCCCCCACCAGAAGGCCUUGGGCAGGGGCCAGGAAGCCUUGCAGGAGAGCCAGCAAGGAGGAAGCUUCCCCCAGUGUGAGCCCCAAAUCUACGGCCACGUGCUGAUCCACGAGUCCCUCCCACAUGUGGUCGGCAUCCAGGAGAACACGCCUCUGGUGGCCGCCACGCGUGAAACAGCCGUGGUGCUGCACAGCGACAGACCCUGCCGGCUUCUUUCGCCUCAGAUCCUGGCCUCACUGCAGCACGACUUGCACGAACCGCUGCCCCCUCCUUCGGGGGUCCCCAUGGGAGGAGAAAAGACGCUCGCGGCCCCCGCAGUGGGAGGAGGAGGAGGAGGAGCAGGGAGCCCCAGGGGUCUCUCGUGGACAGAGGGCCCUUCCUCCACCCUGGCCCCCAGCCCACAGAAGGGCCCUCCCGCGUCUUCCAAAGCGUCACACCGGAUGGAGCACGGAGGGAAGAGCGACCACGGAAACCCAGGUCCCCGUGAGCCAGGCUGGAAUAUGGAGGGGGGCAGUCGGCCUCCGGAGACCAGGCUCCACCCCAAGAUUUCUGUGGGUGCAGAGCAAGCCAGCCCUGCCCCCCAACCGCAGCAAGGCCUCAGCGACCACAGUUCUGACAAUGUUUCCGUCUCUUGGGAGCCCCCCAAGGAACCCAAGGCCAGGACAGCCGGCUGCCCCAUUUUCUGCCUGCUGGAGGGGCCCCUGGCCCCAGCAUCGGGAAAGGGCCACUCCCCACCAAGCACUGGGGGGAGAAGCCAUUCACCCCUUUUUUCGGAGAGUAAGGGCCCAGACCGAGAGGCAACGGGGCUCAGCCAGGAAGCCUCUGGGACGCCGCCUGGGGGGCUCCACCAGUGUCCCCCAAAACCUUCUGCUGCUUCUGAACCCACCACAGCCACCCAGCCCCUGCCACUUGACUCCUCCACUGAGGGGCUGCCCUCCCCACCCCAGGAAGCCCUUCCCGCUGCCCCUUCUGAACUCCCGGCCGGGGUGGAGUCCCCCGUGUGCAUCGCAGGGCAAUGCCCCAGGGUGCCACUCCCCAAAUUCCUCCCCUCGUCCCCCGUCCGCCGAUGCCUCUCGUCCAGCGCUGCUGCCAUCUCCAGGUACAUUGCCGCCUCCUGCAUCUCUCAAAGUCUGGCCAAGAGGAAUGGCGUCCCUCCCCCCGAGGACCCCCAGGGGCCCUGGCUGCCAGCCGACCCCCUGGCUUCACUCCCCAAGGCAGCACCCAGGCGUCAUCGGAACCCAGGAAGGCCAGAGAUGGUGGUCGCCUCCUCCUCCUCUCAGUGCAUUGGCCCUGGGCCCCUCUCCCCCUCUCCUUGCAGACCCCCCUUGUCGGGACCCCCGGCUCUUGAACGAUGCCCCCCCUUCUCCUCUGCCUCGGCCCCCAACUCUCGUGUGCAGUCCCCCGUGAGGCCCAGGAUGUGUUCGCCCCCUCCAGGAGGAGCCCACCCCUGCACUUUCAGGCCCCUGGGGGUCCACCCGCAGAAGCAGCCCCCCGUCCCCAUGGCCCACCCAGAGCCCUGGACGCCAGGCCUCUCCUGUCCCACGGUCUGCUUGAGAGCCCAAAGGACCCUCCUGCCAUCUGAAGAGCCAUCCCCCAAUGGGGGGCCCCAGGAAUCCUCGGGCUCCGAGGCCUCAUCCGGAAGUGGCCCCCACUCCCACGAACUGGGCAGCAUCAGGUGGCCGAACGUGCCGAAUCUGUGUUUGAAAUACGUCAACCAAGAGGAGUGGACAGGCGGCUCCCCAAGACUGCAGCUUGAGAUGGGGGAGCACUGCCCCAAACGGGGAGCCCCCUUGAGCCUGGACACGGCUCGGUUCCCCGAGAAGGGUCCUCAGAAGGCCAGUUACUCCACCACAGUCAACAUCCAGAUUGGGUGCAGCGGUCGGAUCUCCUCAUUUAGUAACGCUCAGGUCAGCCUGACGCAUCCUCUCUCGGCCACGCUGGAGCAGCGGAGGGUCAAUGGCGGUGAGGCCGAGACGCCCCCAAAACCGGGCACCUGAAGGCAUGAAGCUGGACGUGCCAGCGGAGCCCAACGUCCUGACAGUGCUGGCUGGAACCGGCCCUGACCACGCGGCCCAAGAAGAGGGUGAAGGUGCAGGCGGUUGGUGACCGCCAGCUGAGAGAUUGUCUUCUGGGUGCUGAGAAGACAGUAGAGACACACCAGAUUCCAGAAGAUCCUGAGAAGGGAUCUUGCCUCCUUCCUCCUCGCCAGAUCGAGCCUCCGUCGGUCUCAGCGUCUUGAGAGGGAGAACCAGAAGGCCAGGAAGGGACCAAACUGGGUUCACUGGUGGUCGCAGGAAGGCCGGGCGAGGGUUAAGCAAAUCAAACCCUCUUGAGAAGGGGGAAGGUUGCCAGUUGGGAAUUCUCUAUUGUGUCGCUUCCCUUUUUACUGGUUCUGAAUCCUUUGGAAAAGAGACAACUGUCACA